AUGCAUCGGGGUUGGAAACUUUCGAGUCUUCUUCUUUUAGGUGCCCUAUCAACAGCUUUUAGUAGGGCACUUCCCGACUCUGAAAUUGCGAUACUUGAAGAGAAUCACGCUCCACCUCCGCCUUUACCAAUUCGAAUCCGAAGCACUCGGCACAAAAAGAAAUUUCGAUCCUGCACCACAGGCGAUAUCAACAGCAGAUCUAUCACGCGCAGAGGCCAAUGUUCCUGUAAGGGAGGUCGGUUAGACGACGACGACGACGAAGGAGCACACUGCAAAUCCGAUCCUGGCCCAACAUUCGAAGUCGAAGUCUGCGAAGUCGCUACCGACCGCGAUACCUGUGCCAUCGAGGUUGUACCCGCUUGGGCCCAAGGGGAACCAGCGGUGCCUAGAAAACCCGAGUUCUUAGCCGAGCGUGGAAAGAAAGGCCUUGAUCUUGUUGCUAAUCCAAAGCAAGGCCCUGAUUUCCUGGAUCGCAUGAAGGUAAACUACAAGAUUACGAACUUGUCCAGCGAGGAGUGGGAGAUAGAGAACGGCGGAGGAAAUAAUGGCGUAGGAAAAGGUGUUCCGUCACUAAGUUUCUUUAAAGAGUAUGGAUUUCAGAGAAAGGAUGGUUGGCAGGGUGUAUGGGUCCACUCAACUGGCGGUUUAAUCGACGAUGUCGCGUCAAUAAGCAUCGGAAAAGCACCUAAAAAGAAAGACGGCAAGGAGUAUGUGGCUAUCAUUGCCCAUAAUCGCGACUCGGUCAGAGAUGCUAAUCGCUUUGUAAUUGAGAGCGACGGUAGCAACAAAUUCGACGCUAACAACAAAUAUGUUCCUCUUCCACCGGAAGAAGUCGCUACCAAGGCUGUCCCAGUAGCUCAACUUGUUUAUCAAGCUGCUAAACAGAAUGGAAUGCUCAAUGGCAAGCCUGAAAAGUACUUUUUGGUCAGUGAUGCGAUAACGAAUACAGAGACUCGGAGAGAUAUCAAAACAGUGGAAAAAAGGAUGAAAACAAAGUGGUCUGAGGAAACCGUUUUACACCCCAACGCCCCUGGUAUCGAAGGAGAAAUGUACAAUCUUAUAGCUGGCAACGACAACAGCUAUUCGUGGCUUAAUACUAUCGGUCGUAAUCCUGCAACCUUUGGAGAUUAUAAGAUCGAUACUAUUAUAACUCGAAGCGACCCUCAUAUGAUAACUAUCGAACUAGUUAAGAAAGAAGUAGGUGGCGGAUAG
Molecule: messenger RNA, 1212 nt
Organism: Hymenoscyphus albidus
Lineage: Eukaryota; Fungi; Ascomycota; Leotiomycetes; Helotiales; Helotiaceae
Source: the annotation of a GenBank genome assembly